Molecule: messenger RNA, 1686 nt
Organism: Aspergillus nidulans FGSC A4
Lineage: Eukaryota; Fungi; Ascomycota; Eurotiomycetes; Eurotiales; Aspergillaceae
Exons: 9
Coding region: 1-1686 (561 amino acids)
Biological process (GO): L-alpha-amino acid transmembrane transport; amino acid transmembrane export from vacuole
Cellular component (GO): vacuolar membrane
Source: RefSeq, a predicted model, not a curated record
AUGGCCUCUGUUACGGAGCACCCUCCAACGCUGGAGCAAAUUGAAGCAGAUCAAGACGAAUAUGAUCGCCUAUUCACAGCAAAAGUGGACUCUUUCGAUGUUCCAACGACAACUCGGCGGGAACUGUGGUCCUAUUACCUUUAUUAUAAUGGAGACAACGGAGUAGGCCCUCUUUCGUAUACCCAAGCAUUGUUUCAAUGGUCCCUUAACGGCGCCGGCUGGCAACCAGGGACCACGCCCCGGCAACCCUGCACCGAUUCGUCUCCUUGCGUAGUCCCUUGGGCCGGAGGGACACGAACCGUCUCCUCGAUUGUGUUGAUAGCAAAUGGCCUCAGCUUCACCUUCAUGACAAUAAUCUUUGUCUGGCUCGGGAGUGCCGCAGACUACGGCUCUUUCGGGCGCUGGUUGCUCCUCGCUCUUACAGUCGUUUGCUGGGCUUUGCAGUAUGGGACGCUUGCUAUCAGAGAGCCGACUCAGUGGCCCGCCGCUAUGGGGCUGUAUAUCGUGACGUAUGUUGCGUAUGGCGCAACGCUGGUGUUUUAUGCCGCAAUGUUCCCGAAGCUUGCGAGGUAUAUGCCGCAUGUCAGGAAGGCGAGGGAGGAGGAUUUGAGAGAGGGGAGGAUCGAUCAAAGGGAUUAUGAUGCUGUUGAGUCCUUGGAGAGGAAUCAUAUUUCGAAUAUAUCCACAGCACAUAGUAAUAUUGGCUAUUUGGCCGUGUUGCUUCUCAACCUAAGUGUUCUAUUGCCUAUGCAGGGCAAUAACUAUGCGAAUAAUUUAGCCAUCUGUCUGACGAACUCGUAUUGGGUUGUCUUGGGGGUGUGGUGGUUCAUCUUUCAGCAGAAAAGACCGGGCCCUAGAGUUCCAGAAGGCUCAAACUACGCAACCAUCGGGUUUAAGCAGAUCUGGCUAGCAAUGAGGAAGAUCCGGUCUCUACCACAGAUCCUCCUCUACUAUAUCGCCUACUUUCUCCUCGCGGAUGGGCUAAACACAACCGGAACAUUGGUAUCAAUCAUCCAAAAUGACUUCAUUGACUUUUCAUUCCUACAACUCACCUACUUGGGCAUAUCGCAAGCUGUAUGCUCCAUCGCCUCCACAUUCGGCUUCUGGUAUUUCCAGAGACAUUUCAGAGUCCGCACUAAACGUAUGUUUCUCGUCACCAACUUCUUCACCGUUCUCAUACCAUUUUGGGGCAUGAUCGGUCUUUGGACACAUCGCAUCGGUUAUCAUAACCGGUGGGAAUUCUACUUUUACAAUGUCAUAUUUGGACUCUUUCAAGCUCCAUACUAUGCAUAUGCCCAAACAAUGAUCAGUGAGCUAAUGCCUCCUGGCUAUGAUAACAUGUUUUUCGCGCUCUUCGGAAUCACGAACCGUGCGUCAUCUAUAAUUGGACCCAACGUCAUUCAAGCAAUCAUCAACGAUACGCAUAAUAACUGGAUGGGGUUCCCAUUCCUAUUUGCUAUUUGUACCAUGGCAAUGAUAGCGAUUGCGCUCGUUAAUGUUGAGAAGGGCCGUGAGAAUGCAAGCAAGUUUGCAGAGGCACAUAGGCAGAGGACUACUGUACGGGGUAGAACUGACGCAUCGGAUUCUAGGGCUGGCGGGAAGGGAGCUUCAAUUGGGGCUUCUGAAAGGAUUGAAGAGGUUGAUAAUGCUGACUGUCGCUACUCGGGUGCCGCAAGAAGUGAUUGA